Messenger RNA from Ctenopharyngodon idella (grass carp), 2757 nucleotides. It is a transcript of the gene fam151a, whose product is annotated as family with sequence similarity 151 member A. The record is from RefSeq and is a predicted model, not a curated record. Bases 552 to 2372 code for a protein of 606 amino acids. The transcript is spliced from 8 exons. Lineage: Eukaryota; Metazoa; Chordata; Actinopteri; Cypriniformes; Xenocyprididae.
UAAACAUUUGGAAUUUUAUGUGUAGUCUUAUUUUAAUGAAAUCAUUAUUAUACACUGAAGAAAAAAUGUUGUAACAAUUUUCACUCAGAAAUUGCUAGUAAGUUUCACAAAUUACAAAAACAUAGCAAGUAAUACACUGGAUUAAACGUGACAUUAUUUUUUUUAUAAAACAUACUCCAAUAAUUUGUUUUAUUUACAACUUUGAAAAAUAAUGGAUGUAAUGUUGUAUCAAACAAUCAAGUUUUUUUGUCUGCAAAGCCACAGAAAGUUCUUGAUUUCUGUUACAGAUAAGUAUGAGUUUGUUGUUUAAUAUAUGCAUAGAGUUAAUGAUCGCUUCAUUUGACCAAAGAAAGUUAAAAAAAAACACGUUCCACAGUCAUUUUCUAGCAAACAAGAUGGCAAGAAUACAAAGUGCGGCCUAUCACGCCAUUUUAUGGUCUGCAGAUAAAAAGCAGUUUGGACCUCAGAAAACAAAACAUGACACUCUGGGAGAGUCAUUGUGCAGCUUAUGUACAUCGAGUGAACAUUUAGAGAUCUGAUACUGAAAAACGAUGGACAACAAUGAAGAAAAGAACUGCAACAAUGAGGAGGCUGAAGAGGGAGAAAGAAAAGAACCAAAAACAUUUAUGGGGAUCUUUACAAGAGAGCAGUUCAUCAUGUUAUGUAUUGGUAUCGGUCUGAUUGCACUUCUUCUCAUUAUUACUUUAACUUCAGUAUUUGUGAUCAUGAGAUCAGAUGGUUCAGUCGACAUGGACAUGGAGCCUUUCCCAUCUGGUGGAGACAUGCUUGACUUUCUUCUCCAAACUGGAGAGAUUCGGGAGAAAGAUGGUCUUUAUGCAACAUGGUAUCACGCAGCCAACAAUAAAUCUGAGAUGAACAAGGCCUUGAACAGUGAUGUCAUGAUCCUGGAGGCUGAUAUAAAUGUGCAAGGUCAUAAUACAGUCAAUGAAACGAAUAUUCCCAUCAUGGCCCAUCCACCAGACAUAUACAGUGACAACACUCUGGAGGAGUGGCUGGAUGCUGUACUCAAAUCAAAGAAAGGGAUAAAGCUGGAUUUUAAGAGUAUUAAUGCUGUGGAGCCCUCAUUGGAUCUGCUGAGAAAGAAAAACCAAACGGGGAUCAAUCGCCCAGUGUGGAUAAAUGCAGAUAUUCUUCCAGGUCCUAAUGUCCCCGAUUUCUGGCCAGUGAUCAAUGCUUCUGAGUUUUUUGAGCUCAUUCAACUGAAAUUUCCUGACGUCACCAUCUCUCCAGGAUGGAAGGUUCUUUAUCUUUCCAUCUUCCCAAAUGUGACAUACACACGCAGUAUGGUUGAGGAGAUGUACUCUACUGUAAGACACCUCCCUCAGAAAAUCACCUUUCCUGUCCAUGCUUUGAUGGCCAAGAAUGGGUGGCCACAUCUGAGCUGGCUGCUCAGCCAAUCUUCAAGGUUUAGUUUAACCCUGUGGCAAGGAAAGGAGAACCCCACUGUGAAUGAUCUUCUCUACAUCAGAGACAACAGCAACCCUCAGCACAUAUAUUAUGACAUCUAUGAGCCUGUGCUCUCACAGUUCAAAGAAGCUGCAAUGCUGAGAAACAGACCCAGAAGAUUCUAUCCAGGUGGAGACAUAGUUGACUAUUUCAGGCCGGUGAAUGGUGAUGGACUCAACAUCCAGUGGGACACAGUGACUGAUAAAGAUUCUUUGCUAUCUCUGCUUGAAGAUAGCCCUGGAGGAAUGCUGGUGAUCCCAGUACUAUCUAGCGUAGGUCAACCAAACAUUCCUGUCAUUCAGGGUUCCCAACCUGAGUUGCCUCUUCAGGACUGUCUGGAGCUGAUUCUUGCCUCUAAGAAGCCCUGGGGACUCUACUUAAGGAUAAAGUCUCAGAAUCAUCUGAGCCCCUCACUGGAGCUCCUUCGUCAGGCCUAUGACAGAGACCUGCUGCACCACCCCACCUGGGUCAACAUGGACGUAGCCCAUGGAGCUUUCCAUAUCCACGGCUAUAUAAUGGGAGAAGAGUUCUUGAGAACCAUUGAUCAAAUCUUUCCAUAUGUGACUCUGGCUCCAGGUUGGCCUAAAGAGGUCCUCAAUGAAGGCUACACACCAGAAUUAGUGGAGGACAUGGUGCAACUCUUCCAGGGGGCCUGGCAAGAUGUUUCACUGCAGCUGCAGGUCGAGGCUUUGGAAAGGACUGUGACUGGAUACAGGAGCCUUAUCCAUGCGCAAUCACGCUUCUCACUGACUCUAGAGCAGUGGGCAGAGGACAGAGGCCUCAGUACUGAGACUGCAAGAUUAAUGUCUAUUCGAACAGCAAACAGACAGCGGAGCUUCUACAAUAUGCCUAACAUGUACAGAGAACAUAUAGCAAAUCUGUCAGUCUGGAUAUCAAGAUCAUAAACCAUUGACCAAAAUGAAAGUCAAUCAUAGUGCUGUUUAAAUAGUCCACAGACAAUAUAUGUACAUAAAUGUUCAUUGAAAAUGUGAAAAAUGUAUAUUUUAAAUAAAUUCUUUCAUAGAGCUAAUAAUUUAAAACGAUUAACUUAUUACAGUACUUUUUAGUCAUUUUUUCCAAACAUACAAUAGAAAUAGGCCUUUUAACAAAACUUUAUUGAAACUCAAUUUUCAGUAAUCAGUAAUUGUCAGUAACUAAAUCAGUAAACAGACGCAAUUAAAUUGUCAUUUUAUAUACAUCACUGCACCAAAAAUAAUGCUGACAAAACAAAGCAAACAGAGACAUUUUUUAAAGGAACAAAUAAGUGUUGGAUGUACUAUGUAAACUUUC